UGCACGAGUUGCAUAUUUUCAGGAGCUUUCCAGUGACAAGUGACCAGCAAAGCCAUAUCUAUUUACGUACAUACUUACAUAUUUAUACAAUAUACAUUCCUUCGUGUAGAAUGUAUACAAAUGAUAUAAGGUUCAUUUAAUGAUAUAAAAUUUGGCCGGUUCAACGUAGUGAAAAGUAUCCACAAUGGAAUACACUUUGGAGGACGCUUUCGAAGCUCUGAAAGAUGCAAAGCGGGAACGCGUGCAACAGAUAGAGGAAUUACUGGACGAAAUAUCCAAGGUAGAUCCGAUAACUUUCAAACAGACCAGCAGUCCAGAGGAAAUAAGUACGAAACAGCAUAAGUUAUGCCAGAGUUUACUGACGGAAAUUCUGCAGGAGGAACCCAAAGAUUAUCCUUUUCCUAAAACGUCCGAUUUACAUGUCGAAGCUCUGACAGAAUUGCAGGAGGAGGUUAGAAAUGCUGAAGCACUCCAUGAAAGUCUGAAAGAACGGCUGUCAGCUAUAGAGGAAAAUGUCUCCUAUUUAGAGAAUAAAAAAUUGGGACUGGAGAAAAUGGAGCAAGCCUAUUUAGAUCAUGUUGAACUGAAUACAGACAGGUCCUAUGUUACAGAACAUGUUAUAACUAAACGCAUGUUUAACGAAGUAAAGACGGAUUUGGAUCAGCUAAUCACCAAACUUUUUCCGGAUAACCAAAAUGUCAGAGUCUUCCUGGCGGUAAAAAUUCAACUGUAUUUUUGUGUCAACGGAUUGUUUUUACAAUGGACUUACAUAAAUAAAUUUUCAGGAUUUAACUGCUUCGUACGCGAAAGGCGGAAAUGCAAUGUACGUGCACCUCAGAUCAGAUGUCCUAGACUUUGCAUCGUUCUUGGUUAUGAGCGAUAUGGCUAUGCAUCACAGAAAUGAUAAAAAUAAGAUCAGAUUGAUGGACAUGUUGUGACACACGAAUCGUAUCUUAAGCUCGAAAAAUAUAAACGGAUCUUGUAUAGUAUUCAAUGCUAUACAGUAUACAGUUAUAAAAAAUUAAUCUUCUUUUUUCAUUGCAUUUA
Messenger RNA from Dufourea novaeangliae, 1047 nucleotides. RefSeq lists its product as uncharacterized. NCBI's taxonomy places the organism in Eukaryota, Metazoa, Arthropoda, Insecta, Hymenoptera, Halictidae. The record is from RefSeq and is a predicted model, not a curated record. The transcript has 3 exons. The coding region runs from base 185 to 904 and encodes 239 amino acids.